AUUUUUAUGUCUUGCACUGUGCUGCUGCCGCAAAACAACAAAUUUCAGGAGACAGAGUCAGUGAUAAUAAGCCUGACUCUAACCCUGUCACAAGGCGCUCUGCUCCGCAAGCGCCGUCGCUCACGUGAUCGGGCCGCCGGUGACCUCAUUGAGGUUUGGUGCGCAUGCUCCGCGCUGCGUGCCUGGCCAGUGACGUAACCAACGACUCGGCGGGACGCUGAAAAUGGCGCCGGUGAUGAGCGACAAAGAGUUGAGACGCCAGCUGAAAUCCCUGGGCUAUUCGGCGGGGCCGAUCACCGACAGCACCAGGUCGCUUUACGUCAAAAAGUUAAGCCAGCUUCAGUCGGAAAACCGGCAGAAACAGCGGAGCGGACGGACGGCGCGGAGUUCCCAGAGCACCGUUGACAGCUCCGCCGCCAUCUCGCAGCCAGUGCGCCAGCGGCCCAGUGCGGCCUCCGCUGGCGCCAGGGCUUCUACCAGCGGCUCCUGGGGCUGUAGGUUACAGGAUGACCAGGACAGCGGGCUGUCCGCCGACCACCCCGACGCAGAUCAUGCAGGCACGUCGGAUGAUGACCUCGCCGAUGGUGGGACGUCCGAAUCUGUGGGUGCCAGGCGAACGGUGAGCGGUGCAGAUCCGUUCCGGGGAACGUCCUUGUACUCUGAUACAUCUGCCAGCCUGUAUUCAAAUCCAUACACGAGAACAUUUGAUAGCUUGAGUUCAGAACGGCGCACAAGGACAUCUGACAAUCAGUAUUCAGAUCCAUACGCGAGGAUAUUUAACAGUUUAGGAUCACAUAAAAGGAACAGCCUGCAUUCGGAUCGUUACAAGACGCAAACCGACAGCCUGUUUUCAGAUCGAUACACGGGGAAAACCGACAGCCCGUUUUCAGAUCGAUACACGGGGAAAACCGACAGCCCGUUUUCAGAUCGAUACACGGGGAAAACCGACAGCCCGUUUUCAGAUCGAUACACGGGGAAAACCGACAGCCCGUUUUCAGAUCGAUACACGGGGAAAACCGACAGCCCGUUUUCAGAUCGAUACACGGGGAAAACCGACAGCCCGUUUUCAGAUCGAUACACGGGGAAAACCGACAGCCCGUUUUCAGAUCGAUACACGGGGAAAACCGACAGCCCGUUUUCAGAUCGAUACACGGGGAAAACCGACAGCCCGUUUUCAGAUCGAUACACGGGGAAAACCGACAGCCCGUUUUCAGAUCGAUACAAGGGGAAAACCGACAGCCCGUUUUCAGAUCGAUACACGGGGAAAACCGACAGCUCGUUUUCAGAGCGAUACACGGUGAAAACUGACAGCAUGAAUUCGGACUCCUGUACCGGAAAAUAUCAGGUUAUGAGUUCAGAUCCAUUUACAAGGAAGUCUAAAAGCCUGUGUUCGGAUCUAUAUAAGGGCAAACUUAGCGACUUGUAUUCGGGUACAAGAAAUUCGCAAGGCUUGUAUUCCAAUACCCGUUAUAGAGGACGAGCAGAUAGUUGGUCAGAGAAUGAGGAUGAAAGCCAUGUGCACCGAACUUCUGCUGGACCCGCAAAGAACGAGAAACAAAAGCAUAAAAAUCGCCUGGUUAAAUUCGAGUUUUACUUAUCGUGGUUUCUGUACAUAGCCACAAUUAUGUUAUGCCUUGUGUUGUUGGCAUUAGUCUGUGUCAAAGCCUUGGGGUUAGUUGAAGGAUCUCAGGAGGACAUAGAUGAAAAUAUUAAAAUGUUGCCAGUGGAUUGCGACGGUAAAGCAGACACAUUUUGCAGAGCUGAAGAGCACAAAAUGAUAAUGAUGAUAUUGACUGAAGUAUAUGAGUAUUUGGCAGAAUUGGCAGGUGAAUUUGAAUGUGGAUCUGAAUCACCACUGAAAAGUAAAUGUGUGCCAGUGACUGAUGUAAAGACACAUUUAUCGAUUUUAAAAGUUCCUAAUGUAGAUAAAUUUAAUGAAGCCUUACAGUGGAUUAUGCAGAGUCCACGGGACCUUGGAAUUAGAUUAGUUCAUGAAGACCCUGAGGCAGCAGUAACUUCAGUGGAUCAGGUGACCUGCCUUGAAUCUACUCGUCCACAAAUGAAUUUGUAUUGUCGCCUCCAACGUGCAUUUUUUACCAUUCUUAGUAGAAUGUUAAUUUUUAUUUUGGUAUUAAGCCUUUUAUGGAUUACACUGCUACUUCUGAAGUACCAUUCAAGGAAAAUGGAAGAACAACGACAAGCUAUGUAUGAAAUGGUGAAUAAAAUUAUAGCUGUCAUUCGUGCUCACAAUGAAGACUGGGAAAAGGAUUUGGAACUCGUCCCGUAUGUACCCAUCCCUCAUGUCCGAGACACACUAAUUCAACCUAAGGACAGGAAGAAGAUGAAGAAGAUCUGGCAGAAAGCUGUGCAGUUUCUUGAAGCAAGUGAGUCCCGGAUUCGUACAGAGAAAUGCAGAAUAAAUGGACAGGAUUUCUUGGUUUGGAGAUGGAUACAGCCUUCAUCCCUCUGUGACUCAAUGUGAUAAAUAACUAAAAAAUAUGCAAAGCCAAAGGCAAGUUAGCACUUAAUAAUGUUCCUUCAAUGCAGUAUGUGGAGAUGGCUGCACUAUAUGUUGUACAUAUAAAUGCUUGUGUUGGGAGUUCUCCAUGCAGCAGUUGAUUGUGACUGGUCAAUUUGGAGUCAAGUGGUAGGCACUGCCCCACAAGAAGCAAGAGAAAAUUAGUGGAUAUGCCAGGAGUAUAAUGUAAUGUCUUUUCACAGAUAUUAACUUGUUAUUAUUGAUUGAUGUAAUUUGGGUAGUUCUAGCAAGACCAGCAAUUUUUACACAUCCUUAAUACAACUGAGUGUCUUGCUAAGCUACAGCAGAAAGUUGUAGAGGCAACCACAUCGGGUGACUAGUGUUUACAACAGUAUCAGACCAAACUUUUCUUGCCUAAUCAACAUGAAAUUCAAUCCAAUAACACUUCAUUUUCACUCACAACUAAAUUCAAAAUGAAUUUCUUUUCCAGUAGCCUAAUGACUAUAAAAUAUUUGGUAGAAAUAUAGAAGCACCAAAUUUGCCUCAUCUCGCAGACAAGUAUAGUUCAUGAAUAUCUGGAAGGGCUAGAGGAAAAUACUUUAAGUCUAACAUUAAUUUUUUUUAAAAAACACACUACUUCAACUUGCCUUUCUAUUUAAGGGGUUGUUAAUUACCUUCGUCAUUUUUUUUAAACACUUUUUCAAAGCAGGUUCCAUGUUGAAUAAUCUAUCAUUUUACUUCAUAACUUACAUAAUAUGAAAUAUCUAGUUGUCAGACUUUGCCUUUUGUAGGCCACUCCUGAUGCAGGGUUUCAACCUGAAACAUGGACAAUUCCUUUCCCCGCAUAGAUGCUGCUCGAUUCACUGAGUUCCUCCAGUGGAUGGCUUGUUUGCCUUUUUUAUAUUUGCUCAAAGUAAUACACAUUUGGGGUAUGGUUACUUUUGCACUAUAUAACAAAGCCUUUUAUAAUCACUUUAAAUAUUGCAAUAUACUAAAGAAACUCUCUUCAUAGUUUUCUUUUCAAGCUGUGUAUAAGUUUGAUUGAAAUUGCUGUAAUGCUGUUUAUUUUCAUCCAGCUCAGACGUGUUGAAAUCAAUUAAAUCUGCUUAUCUGGCUUACCCUUUGUAACAAUCUGUUUUUGAGCUGUUGACUGCAUUAUAUAAAGUAUAUAUGUACUGAACUAGA
Molecule: messenger RNA, 3664 nt
Organism: Pristis pectinata (smalltooth sawfish)
Lineage: Eukaryota; Metazoa; Chordata; Chondrichthyes; Rhinopristiformes; Pristidae
Product: LEM domain-containing protein 2-like
Exons: 9
Coding region: 224-2482 (752 amino acids)
Biological process (GO): nuclear envelope organization; negative regulation of BMP signaling pathway
Cellular component (GO): nuclear inner membrane
Molecular function (GO): chromatin DNA binding
Source: RefSeq, a predicted model, not a curated record